Episyrphus balteatus (marmalade hoverfly) is the source of this 1627-nucleotide messenger RNA. RefSeq names its product serine protease inhibitor 42Dd. The transcript is spliced from 5 exons. Lineage: Eukaryota; Metazoa; Arthropoda; Insecta; Diptera; Syrphidae. Gene Ontology annotation, molecular function: serine-type endopeptidase inhibitor activity. Bases 265 to 1539 code for a protein of 424 amino acids. The record is from RefSeq and is a predicted model, not a curated record.
AUAACAGUACACAUACAACAGCAAGAUAACAGAACAAAAUAAAAAAAAAAAAACCCAAAACAUCUGUUAUCUCUCUGUGUGUAGUGUCAGUGUGUGUUUCAUCUCAAAUAAAAUAAUUUUUUCAAGUUCAUUUUACUUAAAAAAUUACAAUUUAAGUUUACUCUUUGCAAACACAAAUAACUAUUGCAUGAUUUAUUAAUAAUUGUGACUUGCAAAAUCAUCAGAAUCGCACAAAACAAAUUGAUGAAUGAGUAACUACUAUAAAUGCUGAAAUUGUUUGCAUUUUUUCUUCUACUACAAUUACCAUUUAAUUUAUCCGAAGAAAUGUCUUCAGACUUGAGUGUUAAAUUCUCCCAAAACAGCGCCCAAUUUUCGGUUCAAUUCUACAAUGAAUUAGCUGCUUUGAAUGAAGGCAAGAAUAUCAUUUUCUCGCCCUUCUCCAUUCAGACAUGUGUUGCUCUAGCUUAUGCCGGUGCUACCGGUGAAACUGCCGAAGAAAUGGCCACUGGUUUAAAGCUAGUUGCCAACGAUCGUGCUCUGGUUGGUGAAUCAUUCAAAGGUGUCCUCGAUUCGUAUGCCAACUCUAAACUUUUGAAAAUCGCCAAUAAACUCUAUGUCCAACAAGGCUAUGAAAUCAAUCCUGAUUUUAAUAAAAUUGCUAUCGAGAGUUUUAGCUCUUCAUCGGAAGCAAUUGACUUUGCUAAAAAUGUCCCAGCAGCGAGUACCAUCAAUAAAUGGGUUGAAGACAAGACCAAUAAUAAAAUUAAGGAUUUAAUUUCCUCAGACAGUUUGAACUCUCUCACUCGAAUGGUGCUAGUAAAUGCAAUCCAUUUCAAAGGUGAAUGGGAGAAGAAAUUCGAAAAAGACCGAACUGCUGAGGAGGAUUUCUUCAUCAACGAAACCGACAGUGUUAAAGUGGAAAUGAUGAAUGGCAAAGCCAAGUAUAAUUAUGGAUAUUUUGAAGAAUUAGAUUGUACUGCAAUUGAAAUGCCCUAUCGGGAUUCGGAUCUUUCAAUGUUGGUGCUGUUGCCAAAUUCACGAACAGGCUUGAAAGAUUUGGAAAGGAAAUUGCAAACAGUUAAUUUGCAUGAUCUCACACAACAGAUGAGCGUAGAAGAGGUUGUUGUUAAAUUCCCCAAAUUUAAGGUGGAAUUUUCGGCAGAGCUGACUAAACCAUUGAAACAGAUGGGAAUCAAAAAAAUGUUUAGUGAUGAUGCAGAAUUCGGAAACCUUUUGACCUCCGACGAAAAGCUCUACGUCUCUAAAGUCAUUCACAAAGCUUUUAUUGAAGUAAAUGAGGAAGGAGCCGAAGCUGCUGCUGCUACUGGUAUUAUGUGUGAUGGUUUUGAUGAACCAUUAGAACCUGAAUUGAUAGCAGACAAGCCAUUUAUAUACAUUUUAACAAAUAGUGCAUUGCGAAUAUUCUUUCUUGGAUCAUUUAUUGGAAAUGAGGGUGCCUAUGUUAAAGCUAUGAAAUCCCGACUUCCUACCAAAAUUAUUUCUACAUGUAUUCAUUAUUGGAAAAGUAUCUUUAAAUGACAUCCAGUCAGAACUUUAAAUUAAUUUCUGAUGGAGGCCUUAAAAAUUAAUCAACAUUAAAUCUUUAAUUCUAUAAAUAUUGGAAUUA